AUGAUGUUCCAACCUCCUGCAGAGCUCUGGCUGCUAAAAUGUGACUACCUUCAUGCUAUUCCCUUGCUCAAGAAGCUGUGCUGGCUCCCAACUGCCAAAUAUGAUGACAUCAAGAAGGUGGUGAAGCAGGCAUCAGAGGGCCCCCUUAAGGGCAUCCUGGGGUACACUGAGGACCAGGUUGUCCCCUGCGACUUCAACAGUGACACCCACUCCUCUACCUUCGAUGCUGGGGCUGGCAUUGCUCUCAAUGACCACUUUGUCAAGCUCAUUUCCUGGUAUGACAAUGAAUUUGGCUACAGCAACCGGGUGGUGGACCGUAUGGUCCACAAGGCCUCCAAGGAGUAAGAGCCCCCUGAACCACCAGCCCCAGCCAGAGCAAGAGGAAGAGAGAGGCCCUCAGCUGCUGGGAAUCCCUGCCCUAACUUACCCCCCAAAACAUUGAGAAUCUCCCAACCUCCACUAUUUCCAUCCCAGACUCCCUAAAGAAGGGGAGGGGCUUGGGGAGCCCUACCUUGUCAUGUACCAUCAAUAAAGUAUACUGUAUCCAGC
Enhydra lutris kenyoni (northern sea otter) is the source of this 549-nucleotide messenger RNA. RefSeq names its product glyceraldehyde-3-phosphate dehydrogenase-like. The coding region runs from base 1 to 345 and encodes 114 amino acids. The transcript is spliced from 2 exons. The record is from RefSeq and is a predicted model, not a curated record. Lineage: Eukaryota; Metazoa; Chordata; Mammalia; Carnivora; Mustelidae. Gene Ontology annotation, molecular function: oxidoreductase activity, acting on the aldehyde or oxo group of donors, NAD or NADP as acceptor.